GUUUGAUCUGUUCUUGCAUUUCUGGUUCUUUAAAUGGAUCGUUUCCUCUUACGAUGAUGUAUCAUUUGAUACAGAACUCCAUCCAGUACUCCACACACCACAGGCAUCCAUGUCGAUUCAAGGCCUUCAGCUUGAGGUUACAGUUGUAGGAUGUACUCGGUUGAAGGACAAAGAAUGGUUUUCAAGGCAAGACCCAUAUGUUUCCAUUGAGUACGGGAGCGCCAAGUUCCGGACCAGGACCUGUACUGAUGGAGGCAAGAACCCCAGUUUCCAGGAGAAGUUCAGCUUCAUGCUCAUGGAAGGGCUAAGCGAGUUGAAUGUUUCAGUCUGGAAUAGCCAUAGACUUACAGCCGAUGAUUUUAUCGGCAGUGGAAGGAUUCAACUCCAAAAGGUUCUUUCUCAAGGUUACGACGAUAACACUUGGUCGAUACAAUGUAAACAAGGAAGAUAUGCUGGAGAUGUUCGAGUCAUAUUACAUUGUCCAAAUUUCAACAAACAAGUACUGAGCCAUACCGUCUCCAUCUCAUCAAUGACACAUCCAGUCCAUCACCAUCCGGUUCAGCCUCAUUUCCCUUCAUUCCCUCCUACUCCAUCUACUUUCCCUCCAUCUGUGUUUCCUCCCCAACCAUUCCCACCAACAACCUAUCCUCCACAGUCAUACCCACCUCACUCAGGACCAUGUCCAGGAGUCUAUCCCCCACCAUCCUUCUGAAGUGCAGCUUCGUAUAUAUAUAACAACGUUCAUGGGGAAUGAAAUUACCCAAUCGAGUGCACAAGUUAUAGCUAGUAAUUGUUAUUGUUAGUGAGAUGUAAUAAUAGAGAAUAUUAUUGGUAAUCAUCUUGUCCAAGUGUCCAAGACUGAGGCUUUGCCUCUCUGGAUGUUGGAAGAAAUAAUUAGAUACUUCUAUAUUUUUGUGUUAGCCCGUUAAUUAUGUACCGAUAUUUUGUUUUCUUUGGAUUUA
Nelumbo nucifera (sacred lotus) is the source of this 962-nucleotide messenger RNA. Its product is annotated as elicitor-responsive protein 3-like. Lineage: Eukaryota; Viridiplantae; Streptophyta; Magnoliopsida; Proteales; Nelumbonaceae. The record is from RefSeq and is a predicted model, not a curated record.